AUGGCUGGCGCAAGAGGUUGCUUCAACUGUGGUGGCUGCUGCGUCUUGUCCCAAGGCGGGCACGCCGACCUGCUACAACUGUUUGUCCGCUCUUUGUGGAGGAUUAUUCCAAUCGCUGAGAGGUAUAUACUACCAGGUGGCCUUGAAGGCCAUGUCUCUCGAGACUGCACGUCCGAGGCUAAGGCAAAAUCGUGCUUUAAGUGCGGAAAAGAAGGCCACUUGAGCCGUGAAUGCCCCGACAACACCGCUACUGGCGGAUUUUCCAGCUAUAGCGGCGGAUCCGGAGGCCAGGAGUGCUACCGCUGUGGCAAGCCGGGUCACAUUGCCCGCGCGUGCCCCGAGGCGGCGUCAGGAAACUUUGGCGCGUUCGGUGGCGGAGGGUCGCAAAAGACAUGGCAACUACUCUUGCGGAGGUGUCGGGCACCUUUCGCGGGACUGCCACGGGCACAUCUCGAGGGAAUGCCCGCAGCCUCAAAAGAGGGCGUGCUACACUUGCGGUUCUGA
Postia placenta MAD-698-R-SB12 is the source of this 504-nucleotide messenger RNA. RefSeq lists its product as hypothetical. Gene Ontology annotation, biological process: positive regulation of cytoplasmic translation. The record is from RefSeq and is a predicted model, not a curated record. The transcript is spliced from 7 exons. Bases 1 to 504 code for a protein of 167 amino acids. NCBI's taxonomy places the organism in Eukaryota, Fungi, Basidiomycota, Agaricomycetes, Polyporales, Adustoporiaceae. Gene Ontology annotation, cellular component: cytoplasm. Gene Ontology annotation, molecular function: zinc ion binding; translation regulator activity; mRNA binding.